This is a messenger RNA of Papilio polytes (common Mormon), 2030 nucleotides long. RefSeq names its product sorting nexin-20 (gene Snx21). Gene Ontology annotation, biological process: protein transport. Gene Ontology annotation, cellular component: early endosome membrane. The transcript has 4 exons. The record is from RefSeq and is a predicted model, not a curated record. Lineage: Eukaryota; Metazoa; Arthropoda; Insecta; Lepidoptera; Papilionidae. Gene Ontology annotation, molecular function: phosphatidylinositol phosphate binding. The coding region runs from base 155 to 919 and encodes 254 amino acids.
UCAAAGCUUCAAACACAUUCAAUACAAAUAAUCAACUCAUUUACCAUUUUUGUAAGUAGAUUGCUACAUGUUGAAUGUGUUAAUUAAGCGCUAAUUUUUAUAAUUAAAUUGCCAAAAUUUUCGUGACACGCAAGUUUUAGAAGAAUUGUAAGAUAUGUUGAGAUUUGAAAUUGUUUCAUCAAGAACAGUGGAAGGCGAAGAUAAAGACAAAAAGUUUGUAGCAUAUAUGUUACAAGUGCGACAAGAUGUUUCUGACUCAAUGGUGUUUGAUCCUGACCCUGCUAAUGUGGAGCGACGGUAUACAGACUUUUUGUGUCUUUAUAAUGGGUUGAAGAAGGAUUUUCCAGCUUUAUUGAACAAUGUAACAUUUCCAAGAAAGAUUAUAAUGGGAAACUUUGACCCUAAUUUGAUAUCAACCAGAUGUUCAGCAUUUGAGUCAUUGUUGAGUUUAAUAGCCAAUGAGUCACGGCUCAGGGAUUCACCUGCGUCAAUUGAAUUUUUCCAAGAAGUUGAACUGAAAGAAGCCAAGAGACUGAUAGAUGAAGGCAAGUUUGAUCAAGCACUAUCAGUCUUGGAGAGCAGUUUUAAAUUAUUGAAUAAGGUGUAUACAGACAGAUCUCGCGUGGUGCUGAGCGUGCUGUGCCGCAUGGUGGCGGUGGCGGGCGCGAGCGGCGGCGCGCUGGCCGGGCCCGUGGAGCGCUGGGCUCAGCUGGCACUCAAGCGAUACCAAGCUGUCAGUGAUUCUGAUCUGUUGCUUAUAUAUGUACCGCUGCUGUAUACUUGUAUAUCUAUUUGGGAAACACUAGGAAGGGAUAAAUCUAAAUUAAUUGAAGAGUUAAAUGGUCUCCGCAAACGAGGUAUGAAGGUGGAUUCUGUUCCGAGUCUCAUGGAAGCCGUUGACAAUUUAAUUAUUAUUUAAUGUGAUCAUUUAUUAUAUCGCUUUAUGUGUAAUCAAAUUUAAAAGAAUAAUGUGAUAUUUAGAACCUGCUUAUACUUAUUAAGUCAUUACUUUAUAUUUCUAACCUAAAAUAUUGAGUCAAUUAACUUUAUCCAAUGUUUUUGGGUUUUUAUUGCGUUUAAUGCUUUAAUAUUUAAUCAUGUUUUAUUUCUAGUAUUUAAUGUAUUUUUAGCCUUUUAAUAUUUUAACAAAAGUAAUGACAGCUUUUUUUUAAGGACUUAUAAUAGCCUUAUUUCCAAUAACUAUUGUUGCAACUAAAGAAUUUCUCAAUGCUUAGUAUAUGUGCCUAAACCUAAGAUGUAAGAUUAGUGAUUAUUUAAUAUAAGAGUAAAUAUUUUGAAACCCAUUUACGUGAUAUGUAAAAUAUCUGUUAAGUAUUAAAGGUACAAUUGAUAUUAAAAAAACGUUCUCAUUGUGUGUUGCCAGUUUUUCUCGAAAAAGUUAGGAUGAAUAAUUUAAAACUUUGUCUGCAAUUUUUUUUUGAACUAUCUAGUCAUCUACUUUUGAGAAAUGGCUAUUAUUUAAUAAUUGAUAUAUUUAUUAUACUAUUAAGUAAACAGUAAUAAUGAUUAAUCAGAAGAAACAGGAGUUUAAAAAAGACAACAUAAUAUUUACACAUUUUAAUUGUCUUCAAUAUAAUUUUAAUGGCAUGUGAUUGAUAUUUGAAAAGAACAUGCAAUAAUUUAAUGAAAUAUCUAUUUUUAAAAGAUCUUUAGGACUAAAAGUAAAGAGAUAAGUAUGUUUUGAAAUCAUUCUAUUGUUUUUAAAUAUACAUUUGAAUAUGUACUUUUAUAUCUUAGCCGAAAUUUUGUUUGAAAUAUGUGUAGAACAAUAUGUAUUAUUUGAAGAUCUCUUAUAUUCUGUAAAAAUGGGCACAAGUUUAUUUUAUAGCUGUUGCUUGCGACUUCGCCGGCGUGAGUGAAUGAGAGGCAACAAAUUUAGAAAAACAUUUAAAAUUUAGCAAAAUGGAUCUGAUUCCUGUAGUGUAGGUUAACAUCAUCCACUUGCCCUUAUCCCUUAUGGAGGGUCGGCACAGUAUGUGCUGCUCUUCCAUACAUCUCUAUCAGCCGUC